Molecule: messenger RNA, 2800 nt
Organism: Cicer arietinum (chickpea)
Lineage: Eukaryota; Viridiplantae; Streptophyta; Magnoliopsida; Fabales; Fabaceae
Product: meiosis-specific protein ASY3
Biological process (GO): meiotic cell cycle
Source: RefSeq, a predicted model, not a curated record
AACCAAAUACGCACUUCGUCCACAAAACCAAAUUCAUCACUCCAUCCACUGAGAGCUCCAAAAUAUCUCUCAACAUUCGCAUUUCUCUAAACGGAGCUUUACGACGAUCGGAGCAGAGUAACAUCGUAAGUGUUCUCUCAACAUGAUUUUCAUUCAGAGCAUCUCUUGUUAUCAUCCGGUUUAUUUCCAGGUGAUAAUCAAUCUUUGAGUUCAAAUUCUUAGUUUGUUUGGAGUGCGCUUCAGGUCAGUUAGUGUGCAUUACUAAAAUUGCCAGUUUGCAACUAACAAUGGACACUGUAGCGCGGCAAGUUCUGCAUGAUGAGCAAGCAAAUGUUUGUCGGAGUCUGGGCAGCAAUAUUCAUCCUUCAAGCCAGUCAAGGAAAAUUUCCAUAGGAGUUAUGGCAGAUUCAAAAGCUAGUACAAGAUGCGGAGCCAUGAAAGGGGACGGAGCUGUCAUGCCAAAUACAGAAAGGGUAACCUCUAAGGUAGGAAAUUUCACCGGAAAAGAAAGCAAAGCUGAAGGAGUGACAGCUUCCUCUAAAAUUAAGCAAAUUGGAGGUCCAAAAGCGAUGGAGUGUUCUUGGAUGUCUAAAUCCUUUUACCAAAAGACACCUACUUCUGAGACAAAUAUUCAAGCCAACCAAACCUCUAUUUUACUGGUCUCUCCCGGGGUGCGGGAUGAGCAUGAUGGUAUAGGGUGUAAAGCUGGGACUCAGUUUUUUUCAUAUCAAACUUCAAUUUUUCCUUCUAAUAAUUACAAGAAGUUUGAUGGGGAUACUAGCAGAAGCGCUAGAAGGAAGGGAAGGAAUGAUGGGACCACUGAAGAACCAAAAGCUUUUGAGUCUGAUAAAACAAAGGUAGAAGACAAGAUAAGCAGAACAGAAAACAAAACUGAAAAUUUGAGGAUGAAGCUUUGCCAAAUAUUGGGGACAACCUCUUCCCCUAAGACUCAAGAUACAGGCUCUCACACUCCUAAAGUGGACGAGGAAAGUUUAACGCUCAAGCAGCGCUUGGACCAGAAGGAAAACAAAUUUGUUAAGAGCAGACAAAAUUCAGAUACUAUAGAAACUGAUUCAGAAAGUCCUGGCCAUACUUGUAAAAGGCCAGUCACUCGUUCUAGGAGCAGAAAGAAAGCGGUUACCCAAAAGCAACAGGGAAAGGGUAAAAGUGGCCUAAUUUCCAGAGAUGCAGAGAAGCAUCAAGAAAAAAGUAUAUUGUCUUUUGAAGAAAAAGGGGUUGGUGGCCGAGAUGCUUUUCCAAAUGCCGGUUCCUCAGUGUCGUUAAAGAAGAAGAGUCAGGGAAAGAAUCCCCAAAUAGGGCGACGUAAGAUCUGCUUUACUGAAAAUUAUACUGCAGAUAAACUUCACCAAGACACUUCGAAGACUGAUCCACCAAAGCAUGCAGGGGUUCCAUUUUCAUUUGGGAUUAAAAUGGGAGGAUUUAGCGGUUUCUUACCUGAUUAUCAGACAAAAAUCCCUCAGGCACAGAAGGUAGAUCAAGAAAAAGAAUUUUACCAGCCACAAACAGUAAAUAAUACAGAUCAGUGUGUAGAACUUGAGGCAUCAGAAAAUGGAAACCAGCAGGAGUGUAGAAGUAUUCCAUUUACACAGAGUGUUGCCAAGUCACAAGAUGAUUUUCAAAGUCCUACAUUUCAAUUUAAGACACCUACUUUGAACUCUCCUAGCACGACACCAAAGACGUACCUAAAGGAAAAUGAGGCUAGUAGUCCAGCAUCAAACGAAAGAACAAGAUUUUCUCUUGGGUCCAUUCGUAAUUUAAGGACUUUUCGGGCUUCGGAGCCAGACUUCACAACAAGCGAACAAGACAAGUCUUAUCAUAUGAAAGAACGUGAGUAUUCUAUUCCUAGAAAAGAAAAACCUUUCGUGAUAGAGACACAAGAGCAGGAUGGAUCAUCUGAUUCAUCAUCUGAGGAGAGGAACUUCCAAGGAUGUCAUCAAGGUUCAAGAGCAAGGCAUCCUGCUGAGAGGAAAAGUUUUGCAGUUCAUCCAAUCAAAAGGCUGUGCAAACAUAAAGGCAUAAAAUUUAAUGAUACCAGCCCAGCUUCUGUGUCUUCAAAAGAGAUAGGAGAAAGCGACUCGAUCGAUGAAGCUUCUGAACAGACUCAAGAUGGGUUUGUAAGGGCUGUUGAAUUGUUCUCCUUGGAAUUGGCCAAACUUAAGAACAAACUGAAGUUGAUGACUAGUCAGAAAUCCUCAGAAAUUUUGAAGUCUGUUGCUGAAGACAUACAUUUCCAGCUGCAGGAUGUUCAUUCGGAGAUUCAAACAGACUUAGGAAAGCUUACAAAUCUCAAUAAAUCAAAGAGAAAACGGCUAGAAACAAGAUUUGAAGACCAGCAGAAGCAGUUGAGAUUAAUAUACGAUAGAUUCAAGGAAGAGGUUAAUCUACAUCUACAGGACUGCAGAAGCACUGUAGAAGAUCUUGAGGCAGAUCAGAUAGAGAUAAAAGGAGCCCUGGAAAAGCAAAGAGUAGCACACAAGAAGCUUCUAUCACAAGUUGAAGAAGCAGUGGGGGUCAAACUCAAUGAUGCUCAAAAGAAAAUCACAUCUACACAGGAGAUGGCAAGGGGAAAACUACUGCAGCUGAAGCACGUUAUAACAAUGUGCUUGAAAGAUGGUAUUCUAAAUUGAUACGAUUUCUACUGAUUCCUUACAUGUUACGAACUUUUCUAAUAUGUAACAGCGCCCCCUAAUUUCACCAUAUCUUUGGCACCGGUAUCCCCCCUCCCCCAACCCCUCCUUUGAGUGAUGCUAAUUACAAAGCUACCUUUUUCAUUGAUUUA